CCUCAUUUAAAAAUACCCUGUCCCGCCUUUUUAGUGUUUUAAAGAACUCCCAGCCAAGCUUCCUCCGCCAUUUCGUCGGCCGCUCGAAGCUCCAAAUUGUCCAAUAUUCCGAGACUUUUUCACCAAUCUAUUUUUUUUUUUCUCAAUUCUCUUUGAGUUCCAAUCUGGGUCUUCUUCUUUUUUUUUUUUGAAAAAUUUUCGGUAGAUGUUUACAGAAAUUUAAACGAAAACAGCCGUAUACGUCUCUGGAUAUCAGUUCUGUUCGAACAGAGCUCAUCUGGAUAUUUUCUCGUUGAAUAUAGCUGAAUUUGAUUCUUUUUUACUGCUCGAUUCGGUUGUGAUCAAUAACAAAAGCCCAUAUUCUCGUUUCUCAGAUUUCGGGUGGAAUUAAGAGAAUUCAUGAAAGAUUCAAACUUGGGUCAAUCUCGAAUCUGGAGUAGGAAUCAAUUCGUCCUUUUUUAAAGUGAUCACUUCGAUCAAAAACGAAAACCCUUACGGGCCUUUCUCCAAUUUCGGAUGGAAUUAAGAGAAUUCACAAAAGGCCUGAUUCUUGGUUGAUCUCAGGCUUAUUGCAUCAACUCCAUGUUGGUGUUUCACUGAACUAUUGAUGGAAUUUAGAGUUUCUACAGAGGAUUGGAUUCUCAAAAACCUGGAUUUUGUUGUUCUAUUAACAAUGUGGAUCUCAACGUGAUUCGGAAUGGCCGAUAGUUUCAGUAAGAGUUUGACCGGGCAUUUCAGAUUGAGAAGCCAGAACUCUGGCGGACCAGGGGUUAUGGUUGUCCAAAAGAGUUGGGUGGCACGAUCUUUCAAUGUUCUUAUCGUGAUCGUAUUGUUGAUCUUUCUCAUUUUCUCUAUCGGCUAUCAAUAUUUCCAGAUUUACCCGAAGUUCAUCCAUGUGAUCAAUCAAAGAUUUGGGAUUUCUAACAUCAUUUGCUCAGCCAGAUCAGCCAAGGGGUGCAAUGUUUUCAAUGGAAGCUGGGUCCUGGAUGAGACCUACCCACUGUACAACAGCUUGGAGUGUCCGUUCACGGAACGGGCAUUCAAUUGCCUGGCGAAUGGGCGGAAGGAUAAAGACCAUCAGAAAUGGCGGUGGAAGCCUCAACACUGUGAUUUACCUCGGUUCAAUGUGCAGGGUGUCUUGGAAAGCCUACGUGGGAAGCGGGUUGUGUUCGUUGGCGAUUCGAUGAGUAGGACACAGUGGGAAUCACUGAUUUGCAUUCUCAUGACCGGGGUGGAGGAUAAGAAGAGUGUCUAUGAAAUCAAUGGGAAUAAGAUUACAAAGCAGAUCCGGUUCUUGGGCACGCGGUUCAGUUCUUUUAAUUUCACAAUUGAGUUCUUCCGAUCCGUUUUCCUGGUUGUGCAGGGCGCCCCUCCGAAAAAUUCGCCGAAGAAGGUGCGAUCAACGCUUGAGCUGGAUGUGUUGGAUGAUAUUAACGCUAGUUGGAUUGAUUCGGAUAUUCUAAUUUUCAAUACGGGACAAUGGUGGACACCAGUGAAGCUUUUCAACACGGGCUGCUAUUUCCAGGUGAAUGGGUCGCUAAAUCUUGGAAUGCCGAUCCCUACUGCAUUCAGAAUAGCAUUGAAAACUUGGGCGUCAUGGGUUGAAACCAACGUCAACACAAACAGAACACAUGUCUUCUUUCGGACUUUUGAACCUUCUCAUUAUGGGAGUCUGGACGAGAAGAUUUGCAAUGUGGCCCAAAUGCCCAUGUCCUCAACCAAUGGGAGUGAACAAAGUGUAUUCUCUGACAUAAUAUCUGAUGUGGUGGCGAAGAUGAAAGUUCCUGUGAACAUUCUCCAUGUAACUUACAUGGCAGCCUUCCGCAACGAUGCCCAUGUAGGCAAAUGGAGCGACACUCCAUCGCCGGACUGCAGCCAUUGGUGCCUUCCUGGGGUGCCUGAUGUUUGGAAUCAGCUUCUUUUCUCAUAUCUGCUGCCAAGGAGCAAAUCAUGUCCUACAUGAAUUGUUACUCAAUGCACUUCGCUGCUCCUGUGCCUAAAGAAGACAGUGCUGGAUAUUAUACUGAAACUAUGAUGCUGGGGCCUCUCCUGCUGUUCACAUGUCAUGUACCUAGAAUCCAAUCCAUCCAGUGUAAUGGGACCCACUGUGCAUUUGUCAUGUCUGAAAAAUCAGAUUAGUUGAAAAAUCCAAACAUCUGAUUAAUGGAUAUUUGUUUAUUGAUUUGGGUCCUCUUAGUAAUUUUUAUAUUCACUGUCCAUUAGAUGUCCACCAACUCAGCUAGUGAUUAGGGUUCUUGGGUUAUAUUCCAUUUACAGUGGAUCCCACUAUUUUCAAGUUAAGCAAUGUGGGGCCAAAAACCAAUCAGGCGGGGCGCUUCAUGCAAAAAAACCAUCUGAUAUGAUCGUACCUACCCCAAAAAUUCAGUGAUAGUGAUUGUGCUCACCUGGUUUUUUUUUUUUUGGGUUGUUUCUUCCAUUCCUGAUCUUGUGUGCAUUGCUAUCCUCAUCUUCGCCUUUCUAACGAAGUGGUGUGUAGUGGAAGUUUGCUUUCCUUUGCCAGCAGCUGAUGAAGAAUGUAAUUUCUCAGAUGCAAAGCGCGAGUAAUGGAAAUUGAUCAGACUCAUAAUUUCCAUUUUUUUUUUCCUUAAAAUUGUUUUUAUAUGCAUUUGAAGAGAGGCUGAAUUCAGUCUGUGUAGCAUUUUGCUUAUCUUUUUGUGUAUGUAAUGGAAACUGUGUUGUUCUUGUCAUUCACUUACAUGUUGUAUCCUAUUCAUUUCUUUAGUCUCUUGAGCU
Molecule: messenger RNA, 2754 nt
Organism: Magnolia sinica
Lineage: Eukaryota; Viridiplantae; Streptophyta; Magnoliopsida; Magnoliales; Magnoliaceae
Product: protein trichome berefringence-like 7
Exons: 4
Coding region: 698-1963 (421 amino acids)
Cellular component (GO): Golgi apparatus
Molecular function (GO): O-acetyltransferase activity
Source: RefSeq, a predicted model, not a curated record